GAGGGGCAGGGGAUUCAGCGCCGGAACCCACGCCGACCGCGCGCGCUUCGACCUUGCUUGCAACGCCGCGUUCCGGCGGCAGGUGCUCACCAGCCCACCGCCUGCGCAGCGGGGCUCCCAGGACUCGCUGUAUGCCCAGCUCCACCACUCCUACCAGCAGCUGCUGCGGCACGUGCCGGGCAGGUUCCCGAGCAACUUCCAGCGCCACGGCCGGCGGCGGCCCCGCCGCGAGCGAGGCGCCCCCGCCGCCCGGAGGCGGCCGGAAGCGGAGGAGCUGGAGGACGAGUCAGAGGCGUCGGCACAGGCAGCAGCGGAGUCCCAGAGCGAGGCGGAGGCGUGGGCGCCGGCGGCAGCGGAGGCUCAGACCCCGCGGUCCUCCGCGCCGGGGUCUGCCGGGGGUGCGUCCUCCGCGGCCCCGGGCGCGGGGCCGCCCGGCCGUGGCGCGGCUGGGCCCUUGCGCGUGCCCGCGGACCUCGGCGCGCCCGAGGACUGGCGCGGCAGGGUCGGGGACCUCCUCGACGCCAUCGCGGACCCCCACGCAAAGGCCGAGGUCGUGCUCGGCUCCGUCGAGCGCCUCGGGUGCCGCCUCAAGGAGGUCGAGGCGUCCUGCUACUUCAGCGAGCCGGGCCGUCAGCUGUGCGGCCACCUCCUGCGGGAGCUCUCCGCCGUGGUGCGGCGCUUCCCGCGGGAGCCCCCGCUGCACGCCGAGUGCCGGGACGUGCUCCUGGCCGUGUGCCGGUGGCGCGGGGACGUCUUCGGCCUGCAGGCCGUGGGCGUCUCGCAGGAGCGCGCGCGCCCCGUGCCCCUGUGCCCCCGCACGCAGCGGAGCGUCAAGGACGCGGUCGCCACGGCGGCGCGGGCGUCGUCGGAGGAGGCGAGCGAGGAGUUCACGCGGCUGCUCGUGCGCACGCAGCCGGCGGCCUUCGUGCUGGAGCACGCGGACGCGGAGGGCCCGGAGGUCCUGCUCGACGAGGCCAAGCACGGGCUCAGCUGGUGCUUCGAGAACAUGGAGGUCCCAGAGUUCUGGGAGUGCUCCCGCGCCUUCCUCGGGGAGGUCAUGCAGCACCAAGAGCGCGAGGAGUUCCUUGCCAUGCACAACUGGGUCCAGGGGGGUCACGCCGACAGCUGGGAUCACAUGCAAGAGAGGUUCGUCGUCAUCGGCCUCUUGUUCGGCACACGCACGCAGAUCAUCGAUCCGCUCCCGCGUCUCCAAGACGCACAGAUGAUCUCCGCAGCUUUGCGGGCCUUGACCCUCCUCGACAACAUCAGGCCGUUCGACAAACACACCAACACGGAGCUGGUGCGGAAGAUCCAGGAACUCGGCGGGAAGGACAACAGGGAGCUUUGGGUGG
This is a messenger RNA of Prorocentrum cordatum, 1352 nucleotides long. The record is from the annotation of a GenBank genome assembly. Lineage: Eukaryota; Dinophyceae; Prorocentrales; Prorocentraceae.